UUAAUUUAGGAUGUGCAGACUGCUACAUUAAUGUCUCCUUCUCUGCGACGCAUAGGCAAUACAAGUUAUUCCGCCGCACGCUAGAUGUUGCUGCAGCCCCUGUGUCCGGUAAACAGCCCUUUGCAGGAAAAAGGAGGGCUCGAAAUGCUAUCCCUCAGCCUUUAUUUUACGGUGUAAUUACAGUGCUUAACUGCACUUAAAGGAUAAUGUCUUUCAACAAAUGCCCGUUUUAUUAGGAAGAAAGAACACGAUGUCCCUAUGAUGUGUCACAGAAUGAAAACCCCGCCCCUCGCUCUGUGGUAAUGUAGAUAGCACCAUGUUGGAUAAUAAAACCAGUGCUAAAGACCAACAGACUGGGCAGUGCUCGGACUGUCGAUGUAGCCUUCCACAGCUGGACUCUGACACAACCUCCACUUCCUCCCCUCCUUCCAAGUGUGCAUCCUGCCAGGCAGGCAGCAGCCUCCCUAACGGGCGGCGCCCACACCGCCACCUCCGCCUGGACCCUCACAGCUGCAGCCUGUGCUCCAAAACAUUCAUCUCCUCCGCCCACCUGACCCUUCACCUGGCAUCCCACAACAAGGAGAGGAAAUUCAGAUGUAGCACCUGCGGCAAGUACUUCCAUCAGUCCUCCCACCUGAUGGCACACAAGAUAAUACACAGCGGGGACCGGCCAUUUAAAUGCUCGGAGUGUGGCAAGACCUUCGGCCGGGCCUCACAUCUGAAGACCCACCAGCGGCUCCACACAGGCGAGAAGCCCUUCAAGUGCACCUACUGUGACAAGUCAUUCACACAGAAGGCUGGGCUCCUGGCUCAUGUUCGCCUACACACAGGGGAGCGGCCGUAUAAGUGUGAGCAGUGUGGCGCCGGUUUUCGCUCUCUGCCCCUCCUGCUCUCUCACAAGGCUGAGGAAGCGUUGGGAAAGGUCAAACCAGUGCCAGCGCCAGCUCCGGCACAGACACCGAGUAGCAGCGAAGGUCUGAAGUGUGGGGUCUGCUGCCGCACCUUUGUACGAUCAUCAUACAUCAGGCUGCACAUACGCCUCAACAAAGGACAGCGGCCUUAUCACUGCAAAGUGUGCAACAAGACCUUUGUCAAGCUGGAUACGUUUGUCAACCACUGUGACAAACACUUGAGGCAGAAACGUGCUAAGAGUGGGGUAACAGAGGUUCAAGACAACGUUGUUAAACCCCCCAUGUUUGUCCCGCUCUCCAGGCCUCCUUCUCCUGAAUCCUUACCCACUCAGCCUUUAUCCUCAGAGGUCAACACGCGCUCCAGAGCUAAAGCAAAGAGUAAAACAGAGCCAUGACCAAUGAGACUGCAUCCACAGACAAAAAAGAAAUGUGCCAUGACAGUUCUGAAAGAGACGAACACAACAUUUGAAAUUCAAUAAUUCCCAAAACUUUAUUUUAUUUGUAUCAACAUUAGUUUACUUUUUGUACAGACAUUUUAUUUAAAAAUAAUUAAUGUUAUUUUAUAUUUUUUAAAUGGUAAUGCCUAUUUUAGCUCAUUAGGAUAAUUAAGAAUUUAAGUGGCAUACAAUGUUCACUCUAAUCUUCGAAUGUACAAAAAUGAUUAAUCUCAAACCAUUAUAAAUGAUGGUUAAUCUGUUUCUUGAACCUGUACAAGCCUUUUGGCUUGUAAAACACUUGAACAAAGUAAGAAUCAUGUAAAUUGAAUGCCUAUUGUAAAACAAUAUGCACAUAAGAGUAAACAUAAACAUAACAUCUUCUCCUUUUUGCACCUGAGAUCACAAAUAUCUGUUCAAAGCAGUUUGUUGUUUCAGAUUUCAACUAUUUUCUUCAGCCCAAUAUUUAAAUACGUUUUAAUAUAUAUAAUACAGUUAAAAUAAUGCUCCUCUGUUCAUUUGUAGCAUGUAACUUCUUUGUUAAUCUACCCUUUUGACAUGGGUGUUCUGUAGUUCCCAGGCCUUUGACUGUCACACUUCAUUCCAUCAGCAGCAGCUCACAUCCUACUGACCCUGAACUCAACACAAGAGGUUUUAAACUCUUACACUGUAGAUCUCCAACACUUGCAGAGAAUCCGUCACCUCCACAUGGGGAAACUAUUUUUCCCAACCUAUGAACGGAGAGAAAAAAACAAACAAAUGAACAUCUCUAACAACACCAUUUAUAAGUCAAAGUCAAGAUAGGAAUAUGGGGAGUCUAAUGUAUGAGUCACUUUGCACGAGUCACACAUGUAACCACAAUGUUGUAUAAGAGAAUCAAAGAAUCUACCAUCAAUGUAUCAACAUGUUUAUGAAUAAAGAGAUUUCAAAGUGAAGAAUAAAUAUUUGCCUGGCCCUUUCCCCCUGUGCUGCUGUUAAUACUCCAGUGCAGGGUGAUGGUCAUGUGGCGUCUCCAGACAGGGUUCCUGCGCAGGACGAUGGUUCCAGCGAUGGAGUCUCCCUCCAAAACUCUGACCGGCCGGUCCAGCAUGAACAGAGUCUGCUUCCAGUGCGUUGGCCUGAAGAAAAUAAACAACUUAAUACUG
Messenger RNA from Gymnodraco acuticeps, 2490 nucleotides. Its product is annotated as zinc finger protein 239. The transcript has 2 exons. The record is from RefSeq and is a predicted model, not a curated record. Bases 317 to 1306 code for a protein of 329 amino acids. NCBI's taxonomy places the organism in Eukaryota, Metazoa, Chordata, Actinopteri, Perciformes, Bathydraconidae.